Molecule: messenger RNA, 901 nt
Organism: Galeopterus variegatus (Sunda flying lemur)
Lineage: Eukaryota; Metazoa; Chordata; Mammalia; Dermoptera; Cynocephalidae
Product: BTB/POZ domain-containing protein 10
Exons: 5
Biological process (GO): positive regulation of phosphorylation
Cellular component (GO): cytoplasm
Source: RefSeq, a predicted model, not a curated record
CGGCCUAAAACCUGCUCCGGCGGCUCUGGUAACCGCAGCCGCCUGAGUGGCCUCCUUCCCGGCCACCCCCGCAGGGAUCCGGCUGAGGAGGAAGCGGAGGUGUCGCUGGCCUCGGCCUUUGCCUUGAUCCUCGCUGGACAUUCAAGGGGUACUACAGGUUAUGGGUUCUACAUGUGUGCUUUCAGAGCAGUAGUGUGAGGAAGCUUGAAGUGGGAUGGCAGGACGGCCUCAUCCCUAUGACAGUAACUCCAGUGAUCCAGAGAACUGGGAUCGGAAAUUGCAUAGUAGACCUCGUAAACUUUAUAAACAUUCAAGUACUCCCUCACGUGUUGCUAAAGGAGGAGUUGACCACACCAGAAUGAGUCUACAUGGUGCUAGUGGGGGACAUGAGAGAUCUAGAGAUAGACGAAGGUCAAGUGACAGAUCACGAGAUUCAUCUCAUGAAAGAACAGAGUCUCAACUCACUCCUUGUAUUAGAAAUGUUACUUCUCCAACACGACAGCACCAUGUUGAACGAGAAAAAGAUCACAGUUCUUCUCGUCCAAGCAGUCCUCGUCCUCAAAAGGCAUCCCCAAAUGGUUCCAUUAGUAGCACUGGGAACGGCAGCAGAAACAGUAGUCAGUCAAGUUCAGAUGGUAGCUGUAAGACAUCUGGGGAGAUGGUGUUUGUAUAUGAAAACGCAAAAGAAGGAGCUCGGAAUCUAAGAACAUCAGAACGAGUGACACUAAUAGUGGAUAACACUAGAUUUGUUGUAGACCCAUCCAUUUUUACUGCACAGCCAAAUACCAUGUUGGGCAGGAUGUUUGGAUCUGGCCGAGAACAUAACUUCACACGUCCUAAUGAGAAGGGAGAGUAUGAGGUGGCAGAAGGAAUUGGUUCUACUGUGUUUCGAGCUAUUCUG